GGCCUGGCCUACAUUAUAAUUAGGUGAAUGGUGAAUGUCAUAGACAUGAUUAAUAUCGAUCAAUGAGAGGAAGUCUAGGAUAGGAGGAUGAGAACAAAAGAUACAAGACCUUACCAUGACCAUUGAUGAUAUCAUGGAGGAACUGAAAAAUGCUCAUGGUGUUAUUGAUGCCCGUGAGUCCAGUAUCAACAGUUUAGAGUAUAACCUCACCAAUGAGAGAGGGAGGAUCAAGGAACUGACCAAAAGGAUGCCGUCACUAGAGACCAGACUAUCAGAAAUAAUGGAGGAGACCAGCUCAGUGAAGACACAGCUGGAGGAGAAGUCUACACAUCAAAGGCCCGGCCCUUCACUGGUUUCUGUAUAUUACAUACUUUGUGGCUUCUAUGAUGAUAUAAAAGUGGUAGACAGUAGGAGCUGAACUCAUUACAAUAGAGAAACAAUUAAAAUCAAUAAUAAUGGGAUCAGUAGUCCUAAGAAGAACAAUACUAGUUAUACUGAGUACAUGUUAUACAAAUGGACUAUUGCUCUCUGACUUGUAUCCAUAUGGUACAGAGUAUGGGGACUCCAUGAGCAUUGGAUCUGGUUUGUAUCGGCCUACACCAUUACUGGCUCCAAUUGAUAAUUUAGUUAUCCUUAGUCCAGCUGGACUUACAGCAACAAGUUAUAGAAUUUAUCGCGAUGGGAGCUUGGUAUUGGAAAAUGGUGCUAAUUGGAUCUCUUUGAGUUUGCUCCGGAUACUUACUGGUCAUUUUUUAAAUACUAAGAUAUAUGGUAGGAUUACUACUGAUCAAGUAUUGGUAAAGAGAGCUAUGGAUCAGAUUAAUGAAGAAUUUCCUAAUACUUUCUGCAGUACAUCUCCUCCUACACAAUUAAUAAUAGCAACAUGGAUAGAUUAUCUGAAGUUUGGCUCAAACUCAGGCAGUAACUUCCAGUUAAUAGUUGUAUCUGGUAGAUGCAAUACAUUUGGUAUUGCCUUUUUAUGUAAAUGUGAGCAUUACAUCAGCUGAUACUGGAUUAGCUUCAUUUAUUGAAGGUGAACAUGUACCCCCUGAUCCUACUUUCUUUCCAUUUGGUACUACUGUCAUGGAUGCCCCUACUAUGAUGCUUAAUAGUACCAUACCAGGGACAUAUAUAUUUUCUCUGAAUCAUAUGCCACCAAAUCCUUGCAAUGUAUGUAAAUCUAAGCUUCUCAAGAUGGCAUGUGAAGCUAUGAGGAGGAUUAAUGGUAAAAAACUACCAGCUCCUUGUCAUAACUAAUAAUCAUUCAAUUUUAUUGUGUUUUUGUGAUUGUUUUUGUAAUUAAAUAUUUUGAGUAGUGAAUUAUUCAAUUUUAAUAGCAGAGACUAGAGAUAUAGCUGUUAUGCAUUAUUUUUUGUCAUGGAUUAUUUUAAUUGUUGUAACAAAUAAAUGUCAGACAAG
Molecule: messenger RNA, 1419 nt
Organism: Amphimedon queenslandica
Lineage: Eukaryota; Metazoa; Porifera; Demospongiae; Haplosclerida; Niphatidae
Exons: 6
Coding region: 456-1007 (183 amino acids)
Biological process (GO): cell-matrix adhesion
Source: RefSeq, a predicted model, not a curated record